This is a messenger RNA of Cordyceps fumosorosea ARSEF 2679, 930 nucleotides long. RefSeq lists its product as hypothetical. Lineage: Eukaryota; Fungi; Ascomycota; Sordariomycetes; Hypocreales; Cordycipitaceae. The transcript has 5 exons. Bases 1 to 930 code for a protein of 309 amino acids. The record is from RefSeq and is a predicted model, not a curated record.
AUGGGCAUCCGAAAGCUGGAUUGGGACAGCUGGAUUGAGAUGGACUCCGACUUUCUUCGUUACCAUGACCUCAAAGUCUCCGAGCUGCAGAAAAACCUCGGCGCCCAUGUCCAAUAUGUUGACAACGCGGUGACUAGGGAAGCUUGCUUUGAAGUUCUGGAGGAACUAGCCAAGUACCUGACAGCGCGCUAUCCCAAGAUCUUCCAAUGCAGUGAUGGGAGCUUGGCAAAUACUCUAACCGGGGAAACGUUUGAGUAUCCUGCCACUACUCCUACUGAGGCGUUGACGACUGCAGCUAAGUUGGUGCAGGAUGACCUUGUACUCAUGAUAGAGAACGAUGAUGGGAAUUAUCACCUUGAUGCCGGAGCUGUUUGCUUACCCGGAUUCUGGCGGUUAAGUGAUAAGUUUCGCAUGUCUCUGGACACUCUCCAUAUCGAGACCAAAGUUCCACACUAUCAAGAAAAGCUCCAGAAAUCCAUGAAUCGAUUUUUCAAGACUAUGCGCCCCGAAAACGCCGUUGUUCGCAACAAUUUCUUCAUUCAGCUUGAUGAUGGGCUUCAUUGGUCCCAUCGAAUGGGAGACCAGGACGGCAAGGAUGUGGCUUCUUGGGCAACUGCGAAUUCUGCGGGUGUGACUGUUAAAGACCUUUACUUCCGAUCGGAGCGACAAACUCUCAGACGGCUCCCCCGCUCUGGCGCUCUCAUGUUUACUGUUCGAACUUACUUUGAACCCAUUACUGCUGUUGCCGAAGAGCCUCAUGUUCCGGGACGCUUGGCGGAGGCAAUCGAGCAGUGGGAUGAAACUGUGUCUACGUGGAAGGGCAAACACCACUGGGCUGAUAUUCUGCUCCCUUACCUGCAUGAGCAGGAAAGAUUGCAGAAGGAAUCGGGCUUGCUUAAAAGGGUUGCCGAGGGAGACUAUCCGUUCUAA